UGAAAAAUAGACUAAUCUUCGAAUUGCAAAAAAGGCUGGUCAAAAUUUGUGUUACGUUUGUCGCAUUUUUUUUCUACAGCAAAAAAAAAAAAACUUUAAAAAUGACCCCAGUAUAAGUAUAUAAAGUCUUGCCAUUUUGCUAUUUGAGUAUAAUAGACAGCUGAGUAAAGAACUAGUUAUUUACAAUGCCGCCAUCAAGUAAAAUAAGAUCGUUGAGGGAAGAGGCAUUAUCUGGGUCUUCGACCAGGUCUUCCUCUAGAGCAAGAACCCCCAAUCCAGACGGAGAAGAGAACGGGUCCCUUGAUGUUAAUUUUCAAAGCAUUGAAGAGUUAUUGGCUAAUAAGUUAGAGCAUUUACAAAGUGUUCUUGGACUGUCAGAUCUUCUGGAACAUGAAAACAAAGAUAAGAAGUUCGUCAAUGAUAACAAGAAUGAUCAUAAGCAGCAGACCAUUAGUGAAUUGAAUAAGUCAAGGAUACAAUCGGACCUGACUACGAUUAAUCAAAUUAUUUAUUCAUUGACACAAUCGAGAACCGACGUUUCAUCACAAUCCCGUGAGUUGCUAUUGGCUCAAUUGUAUCGUUUAGUGGUUACCAAACCAAUCAUUGUGUUUAACGAAGAACAUGCAGGGACUAAAGAGUUUGUGUCUGAAUCUAAAGUUGAAGAGUUAAUUCAAAAUUUAUAUGGUAGAAAUUUCAGAUCCGAAAGUGAAUUCAUCUUACUUUUCAGAUCAAUUAUUGGAUUGUUGUCCAGUGAUUUAGAAGAAUUUGGAGAGUUGGUAUCAAGUCAAUUAUUUUCUUCCAUUGAAAAGUUGAUUCAAGAUCAACCAACUGCUUCUGUAACUAAUGAUAACAAGGCUGGACUCAUUAGUGGUUACUGUGGAUUGUUACUCAUUUUAUAUGCCGGUACAUCAGCUUAUGGAAUCGAUGAAAAAGUUAAUUGGUUAUUUGAAUUAGCCCAAGGGUACGUUGAGAGUGCUCUCACUUUGAAAAGUCAAUUGGAUUCCGGUGAUCGUGAGUAUUCUACUUUGUUACACCAAGAUCAUGAUAAACAAUUGGUUAGUGAACAAGAACGUCAAGCAAACUCAGAAGGUUCGAUUGCUAUAUCGGCUAUACAUGGUGUUGGUGUUUUGUUAACGUUAUUACCAAGAGGUGACUUUUUAAAUGAAUUUUUAAGUGAAUUAGUUCCAAAGUUAGUGGAAAUCUUGGAUAAUGAAGAACAUAUCGAUAUCGCUAAAGCCUCAGGUAGAGUAAUUGCGUUAUGCUAUGAACUUUAUACUUAUGAUUCUAAUGAUGAUAUCGAAAAUGAAGACGAGGAAUAUAACUAUAAUGCUCCUUAUUAUGAACAAGCUUCAUUAAUUUCAAUAUGUAACCGUUUAGCCAAUUUAUCAUCUAAAAAGAUUGGUAAAAGGGAUAGACAUGAAACUCAUUCUAUCUUUAGAGAAACCCUUAAUACAAUUGAAAGUUAUACUGAUGCGAAGAAAAGAGAAGAAAUUUACAAAAGAUCACCAGAAGGUAUUGAAAUUUCCCAUACUUUAAUAAGCUCAACCCAUAUCAAAUUAGCUAAAUCAAAAUCAUUACCAAUAAAUAGUUGGUUUUUAUAUUUUAGACUACUUCAUUUAAAAUGGUGCUUUGGUUUCGGUCUUCAUAAUCAAAUUGUGAGUAAUGGUGACAUCAAACAAAUAUUGAGAGAACCAACCACGGAAUAUCAAGAUAAAUACAAUUUUGAUCCUAAUGAUAAUUCCCUUGAGUCUGGUGGCUAUAGAUCAAUUGAUGCUAGAACUGAUAGUGAACGUUUUGCUAAAACCGAUAAGAAAAGAUCAAAUGAUUUAAGGAAAGCCAGAGUCAAUAAAGUAACUGAAGAAAUGAAUGACUUACAUUUAUUCGAAAAAACAAAAUAAACUUUUUCUUAAUUACUAAUAUUUAUUAUGAUAACUUUAUAUCAA
Molecule: messenger RNA, 1943 nt
Organism: Hyphopichia burtonii NRRL Y-1933
Lineage: Eukaryota; Fungi; Ascomycota; Pichiomycetes; Serinales; Debaryomycetaceae
Exons: 1
Coding region: 186-1898 (570 amino acids)
Source: RefSeq, a predicted model, not a curated record